Mucor velutinosus is the source of this 363-nucleotide messenger RNA. RefSeq lists its product as uncharacterized. Lineage: Eukaryota; Fungi; Mucoromycota; Mucoromycetes; Mucorales; Mucoraceae. The record is from RefSeq and is a predicted model, not a curated record. Bases 1 to 363 code for a protein of 120 amino acids. The transcript is spliced from 2 exons.
AUGAUAAUGAAAGGUACCAUUUUGUUCAUCAUCAAUGCCUUGUUCUUGGUAAUGACUACUGCGCAAUUCAAUGAUGAUAUCAAUACCAACAGCAUCAGCUUUGUGACACCUAUCGCUGAUACCCCUCCCCCUACUCUUGCUACAACCACUGCAGCUGAGAGCGACAAUACGAAUGCAAUUUUGCCAGCUGUUACCAUGACAGUGACAGAAGUAUCUACCAUAACCACGUUUCCAAAGCAAACCACAGCUACUUCCUCUACCACUGCGACUACCACAAGUAAUGAUGCAUCAAGAUUAUUCAUGAUGAAGUCAUCUCAGUUAGCGGCCAUUGUCGUAUUGGCGUAUUUGGUGUUUUUGAUCUAG